Molecule: messenger RNA, 5045 nt
Organism: Patella vulgata (common limpet)
Lineage: Eukaryota; Metazoa; Mollusca; Gastropoda; Patellidae
Exons: 14
Coding region: 53-1999 (648 amino acids)
Biological process (GO): cell migration; cell-cell adhesion
Cellular component (GO): catenin complex; adherens junction
Molecular function (GO): actin filament binding; beta-catenin binding
Source: RefSeq, a predicted model, not a curated record
UAGACAAGCUCUUAAAUUACAGCUUCAACAACUUGAAAAAGAAAAGCGAAGUAUGUCGGACUUGUUGACAGUGGCUACCACCCUUCCAUUUCAAUCGUCCAGUAAUGAAGAUGUAUUAGACUUUUUAACAGAACAAGGUAAAGAUAUGGAGAACCUAACAGCAACAAUCAACACAACCUGUGAUAUCAUCUUACAGUCAGGUUCUUCUGAUGAGACGAAUAAAGAUGAAAUAUUAGAAUUAUGUCGGGAGUGGAAUGUCUGUAUGACUUGUAUAACCAGUGAACUAGAAACUUUAACCCAGGGUAUAAUAUCCAUUGGCAGUAAUGCUUUACCCACUUUAAGGGAGAUAACUCAGGGAACAACGGCCAAAAUCAAACUGAAGUUGACGAAGGAAGCUGAAGUCUUAAAAGAGCUGUUACUGAUGGUAACACAGGGAGAUGCUACAGAGACAGAGAAGGCGAAUGACUUAGUGUUUGAUAUGUCUCAUAUACCAGAAGAACUGGAACUAGACGAUAGUCCCGCUAAAAUACGAAACGCUGAUAUAUACAAACAAUUAACUACAAAUAUCAUCAUCUCUAAAUGGAUUCUAAAGGGUUUACAGUCUGUUCGUGUUAUAACAUCAGCUACAUCUGAUUAUACGGUUCUUAUUGAUGAUCUACUGGACUCGACCCACGAUACAACAACACAGGCAGAUAUGAAGAAGAAAAUAAAUGAUUUUCAAUCCAAGAUGGCUGCCAUAAGACAAAAAGUAUUACAAGGCAUAGUUCUCUCCCCUGAUUUAAAUCAGCGAGCUGUUGUUAGAAAGUGUCUGGAUGAUAUUACUGAUAUUCUACCAUCUCUUGUAGACACUAUCCACCAGUCUGUAGAUGAUGAAGAUGAGAGAUCUACGUCUAUUAUUUGGCCAUUAAAACAUAAGAUUGGUGCGAGAUUACGAAGAAUUGUUUGUACAUUAGAAACGAUGACAGAAGUUAAACACAAACUAUUACAAGAGCUGAAAAAACUUCUUGAUCCAUCAAGUGAUAACUCAAGAUAUCAAUCCAGAACAAGUUUGAGUUUGACACCUUCCCACCUUAAAUCACCCUUUUCCACACCCUCAUCUUCUAAAAAGACGACACCACUGAAAGUCUCUCCUUCCACUCUGUCAAAUCCGAAAUGUCCACGAGUUGCUGGGUCAACGCUGAGAAAGAAAUCGUAUGGAGAUAACGAUACAUCCUACUCUAUGCAAGCAUUACAACCAAUUUAUGAUGAUCAAGACUCAAAAAGUCCUGGACAAUCUCCAUACCUGUUUAAAAAUUUACGGUCAGAACAAACAUCUACACCUAAAGAUGACAUCAACAAUUCCUUUGAUCAACGUAGAAUAACACUAGAUUUAAAGAGUAAUGUAAAUUACAUUGAAAGACAGAUAGAAAGAUGGAACGAGAAUAACAAUCCUGUUGUUAUGGUAACUGUAGAGUUAACACAUUACGUUACUAAUAUGGUGAAAUAUUGUGUCGGAGAAGGAUUAAUUGCUAAUAUUGAAGAAAUGAUAGAAGUCGCGGGUCGUGUUGUAGAUUGUGGUGUUAAAUUACGAGAUUUUGCUGUCACCGUUGCUAAUUUAGCCACAGAUUCAAGUCAUGCAGAUGAUUUGAUUUUAUCAACCAAUCAGAUUACUACAUCCUCACACCAGUUGAAAAUGAUUGCAAAAGUUUUUGUUUCCGCAACAAAAAAUCACCAGACAGAGAAAAUCUUGACGCGUAAUGCCCGAGAUUUAAUGCAGGGUGUUCGUGAUAUGUUUGAACUUGCUGAAAUCAUGUGUAUAAAGGGUUUAUCAUUAACGGGAGAGAAAACCAGAGAAGAGAUGGAUGCGUUGGCGCUGUUAAAAAGUUGGCAACGAAGAUUAUUAGAACAACGACAUGAAGAACUGAACAGUACAGAGUUGGAUGAACUCGGUUUACGUCGUGUGGAGGAACAUAAUCCUCCACGCCUGACUCAUUUAUUAGAUAAUGGAUAUUAUAUCUAAUCCUCUCUCUACCAUAGCGCCGCUGCCCAGGCAAAAUUUCUCUCAUAGCACACUGUUUCCUUUAUGCUUGCCUUCAGAAGCCCAGUUGGAGCAAAACAGUGGAAUUUUACCGCCCCCCCCCCCCCCAUUUCAUUUUUUAUCUACAGGACGAUUGACAUUUUGUUUUAUGAGGUUAGCAAAAUAGAAAUAGUUAGUAGCUACUGUAUAUGUGUGAAUAGUGACAUUAAUUUUGUUUUGAAUAUGUGUCCAACAUAGUUUCACAAGAUGAUGAAUAUAGUGGGGGGUUUCUGACUAGAUUAAAAAUAGCCUGUUCCUAUUAUAAAGACAUUUUUUAGUAGUGAAGCUUAUUCUGCCAUUAAAUAGGUCCAUUUUAUGGGGUUGAAAACUAUAGACUUUGAUAAAAGAUCCCCUUGAUGAAGAAAAAUGGAUGGAAUUGUCAUUGUCUGGACACAAUUCAACUGAUAAGUGAUAAUAAAGCAGUCUGUGACUUCUGAAUACAAGUACAUUCCUAUAUAAAUCUUUUUGCUAUGUCCGUAUUCAUUAUCUCGGUCGGCGCAGAAAAGUAGGAGUUAAAUGUCAUUUCACUCUUCACUUAUAAUGUUUUAGUUUAUCUUAUUAUAGGAGUUAUUAUGCUAUAUAUAUAUAUAUUUAAUAUAUAUAUAAAAUGAAAGUUGUUUGUUUGUUAUAUUAUACCGAAUGGUUAUAAAUUCUAAAAUAACUUCAUAAUAAUCAGAUAUUUUAACAUAUCUAUUCUGUAUUUGGUUAUGUAUUUAAUGAUGAAAUUGACAAUGAGGGCUAAAUCUGCAUAUUGUAAGUCUUUAAUUUGGCUAUCAACACUCUAGACCAGUAGUUCCCUUCCUUUGGUAGGUUAUGACCCCAUUCAAUAAACCAGCAUGUGGUUGCGACCCCUUGAAGAACAAAGUUACCUUUUACUAUGAAACAUCAUUAUUAACAGAUCAAAAUGUUCAUAAUAAGAGACUGAGGUAACACAUCGUAAGCGUGAGAGAGGAGUGACGGUUGACAAUUGUGGCAAGAGGUUUAUAGAUCAGAGAUUUCUAUGUUUUUCAUGAAAACAGUGCUCAGCGACUCCUGAAGUUGGGAAAGAUAAUAAAAUGAAAUGGGGUUUAACGUUCUACUCCUAUACUGGGCUAAUGAAGACGGUCAUACGCCAUACAGUGUACUAUGAGGGAAAUUUUGCCUGGGCAGCGGCACUAUCACCUACUCUUAUAUCGAAUUCCAACUGCCAGAGGAUCUCUUACGUGCAUUACAAUAUAUACACGGGACCUCAGUUUUCCGUCUCAUCCGGAGGACAAGACAGCAUUCCUUGUCAGGCCCUCCGUUCUGCACCACUGAAAAGGGGAAACCACGUCGGAAAAUCUGGAUGAACUUUCUCGGCCAAUGCAGGGAUCGAACACCUGACCUCAAGGCUAGCGAGCCAGCGUCUUAACCACCUAGCCACUAUGGUUCCCCUGAGGUUGGGAACCCAGGCUCUAGACCAAAUAGAUCGAAACACAACCGCCAUUUAAUGAUUUAAUUUUAAAAUGGUGAAUCAUGGCUCAGUCUCUAUUAACAAGUACCAUGGUUAUGAUAAUAAUCAAUCUAUGCCACAUCUUGUCAAAAUUUCAAACAUUCAUAACUUCGCUUAGAUAAAAGUAAUUUGAAUGAAAUUUUCACUAUAUUCAUUUUGAACUAAUAUUUUUGAACUAAUAUAAUAAGAACGGCCAACUCUUUACCUAAAUCUUAUAAUGUAUCCUUAAAGAUACAUUCUGGGAGAUUAGAUAAAGAGCUGGCAGUUCUCAUUAUAAUAGUUAAAAACUAGAUAAUGUAAAGGGAAUUUGCUGAAAAUUUCAGUCAAAUUGAUCCACUCUGAACCAAGAUUUUAGUGAUUGAAUUUUCGAACUAGCCUCGAUCAUCAUUACUAAAAUCGGUAAACAUCGUCUCGAUUAUCCAUUUCAUGAUUGAAUCAUGAAUGAAAGAUGAGCAGCAAAUCGGUUCCUAAUCCAGUAAACAUCGUAGGCUAGUGAUGACAUCUGACAUCGAGAGAUGAUUAUGGUCUGGAUAAGUUAAUUAAUGUCUAAUUAAUAGUUUAUAUAACAUUUCAGGUCUAAAGAAAGACCUAAAAUAGGCAGAUUUAGCUCUUGCAUAAUGUAUGUUUAAUGAUUAUUAUUGAAGUAUUAUAUGCAAGCAAGAAUAUAUCAGUAUUACUGACAAGGAAAGCUGUCUAGUCGUUCGGAUGGGACGAAAAACCGAGGUCCCGUGUACACAUUGGCAUGCACGUAAAAGAUCCCUUGGCAGUUGGAAUUCGAUAUAAGAGUAGGCCGUAGUGCCGCUGCCCGGGCAAAAUUUCCCUCAUAGCACACUGUAUGGCGUAUGCCCGUCUUCAUUAGCCCAGGUUAGGAGCAGAACAGUAGGACGUUAAACUCCAAUUCAUUUAAUCAGUAUUACUGCACAAACAGUAUUUGUUUUUGACAACUAAUUUAAAAAUUAGUAAUCUAACGCAACGUUAUAUUUAAGAAAUGUUUUUAACAGUGCGAGGUUCCUUUACAUUCCUGUACAACUGUCAUGGCUUGUUCAGUAUUUUUUGUAUUCCAUUCAUUCCUAGUCUCGAACAAUUGUCAUGGCUUGUUCCAUUAUAUUCCUGUACAACUGUCAUAGCAUUUUCAAUAUUUUUUGUAUUCCAUUCAUUCCUAGUCUUGUACAGUUAUCAUGGCUUGAUCCAUUAUAUUCCUUUACAACUGUCAUGGUAUUUUCGAUAUUUAUUGUAUUCCAUUCAUUCCUAUAGUCUUGUACAGUUGUCCUGGCUUGUUCCAUUAUAUUCCUGUACUACUGUCAUGGCUUGUUCAAGAUUUAUUGUAUUCAAUUCAUUCUUAGUCUUGUACAAUUGUCAUGGCUUGUUCCAUUAUAUAUGCCUGGCAUUUUCAAUAUUUUUUAGUCGUGUACAGUUGUCGUAGCUUGUUAAGUAUUAUUUUAUUCCUUUAAGACUUUGGUAAAACAUGCCUUAUAAUUAACUAGUCUUAUAUAUACUGUAUUAAAGAUUUUUACUACA